AUGGAGCAGGGAGGCUGGCAGCAGUGGCUGCUGCUGCUUCUGGGCAUCCAGCUGGUCAAUCAGUCAGUCAGCCAGUGCCCAGAGCAGUGCCAGUGUGCCCGCAGUGCCCAGGUGGAGUGCUUUGGUGCCGACAUCACCACGGUCCCCAGCCCCAUCCCUGCCAACGCCAUGACCCUGCAGAUCAUCAACACUCGCAUCGCCGAGCUGGGUGACGCCGCCUUCGGCAACGCCUCCCUGCUGAUCGGGCUGCGCGUGGAGAAGAACGCCCUGUCGCGCAUCAGCCCCCGGGCCUUCCAGAACCUGCCCGACCUGCGCUACCUCAGCCUGGCCAGUAACAAACUGCAGGAGCUCCCUGUGCAGGUCUUCGAGCCUCUGGACAAGCUGGAGUCUCUGCUCCUCUCCAGCAACCAGAUUCUCCAGGUUGAGCCUUCCCACUUCGCCCAUCUGAGCAACCUCAAGGAGCUGCAGCUGCACGGGAACAACCUGAAGGAGCUGCAGGAGGGGGUGUUUGACCAGUUGACCAGCCUCACCAAGCUCAACCUGGCCAGGAACAACAUCGACCGCCUGCCGCCCCGGGCCUUCGAGCGGCUGGCGCGGCUGCAGGUGCUGCGGCUCUAUGAGAACCGGCUCCGGCACAUCCCGGUGGGCACCUUUGAUGGGCUGCCGGACCUGCAGGAGCUGGGGCUGCACCAGAACCAGCUGGAGACGCUGUCCCCGGAGCUCUUUGUGCACAACACCAACCUGCAGAAGCUCUACCUGUCCAACAACCUCCUCACCACUCUGCCGAGCGGCGUCUUCUUGCCCCUGCACGCUCUCGCCAAGAUCACCCUGCACGUCAACCGCCUGCGGGACAUCUCCCCCAGUGCCUUUGGGCCCAUGCCCAACCUGCAGGAGCUCUGGCUUUACGACAAUGAGAUUUCCACCCUCCCCACCGCGGUCUUCAGCAACCUCACCCAGCUGCAGCUCCUGGUUCUCAGCAAGAACCGGCUGCGGUCGGUGGCACCAGGGGCUUUCCAGGGCUUGGGGGAGCUGCUGGAGCUGUCGCUGCACUCCAAUGCCCUGCGCCGCCUGGAUGCCCGGGCACUGGAGGGGCUGCCCAAGCUGCAGAACAUCUCUGUGCACCAUAACCAGCUGCAGGCACUGCCACGGGGCCUCUUCGGGGCCACCCCUGCGCUGCGGCACGUGCAGCUGCACUACAAUGCCCUGGAGUACCUGCCUGCCGGCAUCUUCUCCCCGCUGACUGCCCUGCGAGAGGUGAGGCUGCACAACAACUCCUGGCGCUGUGACAAGGGCAUCCUGCCCCUGCAGGGCUGGCUGGAGGAGAAUCCUCACAAGGUGGGUGAGAUACCCCCACUGUGUGCCCAGCCUCCCGCCCUGCAGGGCAUCCCCAUCGCCGGGCUGCCAAAAGACCAGUUCCUCGACCCCCAGCCCCCCACUGCUGCUCCCCAUCCCAGCACCCUGCUCCCUGCUGACACCUCUGAGGCAGCAUCACCAGAAGAUGCCUCGAUGGAGCCCCCCACGGGGCUGCCAGCCUCCCCACAGGAGGAGGAGGAGCAGGAGAAGGAGGAGGAGGAGAGGGGGCAGUGGGGGCUGACACGCCUGCAGAGUGGGGUGGUGGUAGCAGUCAUCGUGCUGGGUGGGCUUGGGCACAGAGUAAAAACCCUGGGGACACACUGGGGAGGGAAGUGCUCCCUGUUCCUGCAACAGGAGUGCUGGGGAGGUGCUGGCAGCAGGGGCUGGAGGGAUACCCCAUGGCCAGGGCAGCUGCCUAUGCUGGUGGUGUCUCAGAGGUUGAUCCUGCUGCAUUUCUGGCUGCAGAGGCUCUUUCCCCAGCAGUGCCUGACUGUGGGUGCAUGGGAUAAAGCUUUGUUCCUUCUCCAGUGCAGGCUGGUGAUCUACGUGUUGCUGGGGCUGGGGUCCCUGCUGGUGGGGGCACUGUCCCCAUCCUGCCCCCCUACCUGCCAGUGCUAUGACACCUCCAAAGUCUUCUGCUCAAGUGAAAGAAUGCGGGAGAUCCCAGAGGGCCUGCCAGGAAGUGCCACCCACCUCUUCUUCGUGGAGACAGCCCUGAGCAACAUCCACAGAGGGGACUUGGGUCCCAGCACCACCCUCACCAAGCUGGUCUUCAUCAAUAACAACAUCCAGGAGCUGGAGGCUGGUGCCUUUCAGGGGCUGCCCAACCUCAUUGAGCUGGAGGUGUCAGGCAACCCCUUGCCAGCGGUCAGCCUUGGGAUGCUGGCAGGGUUGACCAGCCUCAGCAAGCUGUCCCUCAGUGCCAACGCCAUCCGCACCCUGCAGCCAGGGCUCUUCACUGCCUCUUGCCCACUGAAGGACCUGAGCUUGUCAGGGAACAGGAUCGAGGCACUGCCCCCUGGCAUCUUCCACCCACUCCGGCGUCUCCAGGCCCUGGACCUCUCACAGAAUGCUCUGGCUGAGCUGCCGGAUGGGCUGCUGGCCCCGCUUGUCGCCCUUCGUGUCCUCAAGCUCAGUGACAACCUGCUGGCACAGGUGCCUCCUGGUGCUUUCAGGGCACUUGGCCAGCUAACUGAGCUCCACCUGGAUGGCAACCGGCUGGAGGAGCUGCCCUCCGGCAUCUUCUCCGGGCUGGGCGGGCUGCGGCGGCUGCAGCUGCAGCACAAUGCCCUGGGCAGCCUGGCCCCUGACAUCUUCACAGGUCUCCUCAACCUCACUGUCCUCAGCCUGGAGGGUAACAGCCUGGCCACCGUGCCUGCCAUGCUGUUCACUGGCACCCCUGGCCUCCUGCACCUCUCUCUGGCUCGCAACCAGCUGGAGACACUACCCCAGGAGCUCUUUGCUAACCUGUCAGUGCUGGAAACACUGGUGCUCUCACACAAUGCCAUGAAUUACCUACCCACUGGGAUUUUCCAGGGGCUGGCAGGGCUGACAGAGCUACAGCUGAAUCACAACAAUUUCUCCAGCGUGCCGGCGAGGCUGCUGGCUGGGCUGCCCCUCCUCACCGCUCUGGUGCUGGACCACAACCGCCUGGCCCGCUUGCCCCCGGGGCUCUUCGAUGCCAACGAGGAGCUGGUGCGAGUGGGGCUGUCUGACAACCCCUGGGUCUGUGACUGCCGCCUCUCCUACCUCCUGCACUGGCUCCAGAGCUUUGCUGAGCCCCUCAUCCACGGCCAAGCCUUCUGUGCCCAUCCAGCUGCUCUCCAGGGCCAGUCCCUGCUGGAGGUCUCCCGCGGGCAGCUGCGGUGCCCAGAAGCACAAGAUGUCCCCCCAGAGGAAGGCUGGGACACAGAUGCUCCGGGGCAGUGCACCUACACCAACCCCGAGGGCACUGUGAGCGUGGCCUGCAAUGCCACAUCCUGCCAGCGACUCAGCCUUCGCCUCCCUCCUCCCGGGCAGCAGCAGGGCUUGGGGCCAGCCUACCAGGAGGCCUGGGUGCUGCGCUCCCGCUGUGGCACGCUGCAGGUCAGUGUCCUUGUCACAGCACAGGGCGGGAACGAGGACACAUCGCCAAGUCUCCCCACGGUGCCCUAGAGCUUCGGCAGGCGUUUGCUUCUGCUCUGGCAACCUCUGAACCAGCCUGGGAAACAAACAGCUCUCCUUCUCGCUCUGCUACCACUGCCAUGGUCACCAGCUGUCUCCAAGCUCUCCACAACAGCUGGCCUGGUGGUAUUUAUCCUCUCAGCUAUGUGUUUCCUGUGUAUUUCAAAUAUAAUUAAAAUUUAUCUAUUA
Messenger RNA from Sturnus vulgaris (Common starling), 3705 nucleotides. Lineage: Eukaryota; Metazoa; Chordata; Aves; Passeriformes; Sturnidae. The record is from RefSeq and is a predicted model, not a curated record.